AAUAUUUUCACUGCCCGUUUCCUGAUUUGAGCAAUAGGCGGAGUCGUGAACAGGACAGGUGAGUAAUAAAAAAGCGUUCAUCCGAGAGCAGUCUUCAUUCAGGUCUGCUGCAGCUCCACAGUGUUCAGAUGGGCAACUGGAUAAUCAAUCACGGCCUCAGCGCCUUCAUCGUGGUGGUGUGGAUGGCCAUAAACAUCGCUCUGUUUGUCCACUUCUACUUGUUUUAUGACCAAGGAGAGCGGUUUGAGUACACUCGAGAACUUUUAGGAUCUGCAUUGGCGUGGGCCAGAGCUCCAGCCGCCGUCCUCAACUUUAACUGCAUGCUGAUUCUCUUGCCCGUGUGCCGUAACCUGCUGUCUCUGCUCCGCGGCUCUUUUGUGUGCUGUGGACGAACAGUGAGGAAACAGCUGGACAAAAAUCUGACUUUCCACAAGCUGGUGGCCUACAUGAUUGCCCUAAUGACAGCGGUUCACACUAUUGCUCACUUGUUUAAUGCGGAGCGCUACAGCAACAGUUUAGAGGGUGAAGACGGAAAUCUCGCUUUUGAGCUGUCCCUGCUCGAAGACUCCAGUGAAUUAAACACCACUUACCUUAAUCCCUUUCCCUCCAAUUCUACGACUCCAAUGAUCUUCGUAUUCACCAGUAUUGCGGGUCUCACAGGAGUCGUCAUAACUCUCGCCCUCAUCCUCAUGAUAACUUCAUCAAUGGAAGUCAUUCGCAGAAGCUAUUUUGAGGUCUUCUGGUACACGCAUCACCUCUUCAUCGUCUUCUUUGCCGGUUUAGUUUUCCACGGCGCAGGGCGUGUUGUCCGAGGACAGGUCGAGACAGAUCCGCCUCACAAUAAUUCCUUCUGCGAAGAUCAGCCGGAUAACUGGGGGAAGAUUCCUGAAUGUCCAAUUCCUCAGUUUGCCGGAGGGUUUCCUCAGACCUGGAUGUACGUUAUUGGACCGAUGAUAAUUUACAUUUGUGAACGGCUGCUUCGUUUCAUUCGGUACAUGCAGCCUGUCACUUACAGGAAGAUUGUGAUCCGCCCAUCUAAAGUGCUGGAAUUGCAACUGGUGAAGCCUGGAUUCAGCAUGGAUGUGGGCCAGUAUGUGUUCCUCAACUGUCCAGCUAUUUCCCAGCUGGAGUGGCACCCGUUCACCUUGACUUCAGCCCCAGAAGAGGACUUCUUCAGUGUGCACAUCCGCUCCGUUGGAGACUGGACUGAAAAGCUCCUCAAGAUGGUCGAAAAGCUACCAGAAGGUGGACAAGGACCCAAGAUGGGUGUGGACGGCCCUUUUGGAACAGCAAGUGAGGAUGUUUUUCAUUAUGAGGUCAGCAUGCUGGUGGGAGCGGGGAUUGGAGUGACCCCAUUUGCCUCCAUUCUGAAAUCCAUCUGGUACAAGUUUAAGGACUCAGACCCCAAACUACGAACAAAGAGGAUUUACUUCUACUGGCUGUGUAGGGAAACGCACGCCUUUGAGUGGUUUGCAGAUCUGCUGCAAGUGCUUGAAAGAGAAAUGGAGGAACGAGGAAUGAGGCAUUUCCUCACGUAUAAACUCUACCUCACCGGAUGGGACCAGAGUCAUGCAGACCAUGCCAUGGUGCAUUUUGAUAAAGAUACUGAUAUCAUCACUGGCCUAAAGCAGAAGACUCAUUAUGGGCGGCCGAACUGGGAUAAAGAAUUUGAACAAGUUCGUCAAGAAAACCCAUCGUCUGUGGUGGGAACGUUCCUGUGUGGCCCACAAGCCUUAGCGAAGGACUUGGAGAAGAAAUGUGUGAAAUAUUCUGAUGUUGAUCCACGAAGAACCAAGUUUUACUUCAACAAAGAGAACUUUUGAGGAAACAUUAAGGAAAUCGAAUUCACUUGAAGAACUUUCACAAUACACAUUGUGCUGCAAGAUCAAGAUAUGGCAUUUUACAACAUUCCACACUAUUGUGACGAGAAAAAUAGAAGAGCGAAUUCCCCCUUCUGGAAAUUGAGCACGUCUCUAGAAGGCACUAAUCCCACGUCUGAGGCUAAGGUUCAUUUAUUGUAUUUCUCGUUCAUGGUCUGGCUCUCCAAGUUCCUGGUUAGAGUCAUCAGGAAUCCAGGAAAUCAGAUGAGUGUAAAGAAGUUUAAAGCUCUAAAAUUAGCAGAACAAGAAGUUACUGAAAAAGACACUGAUGUUUUGGAAAUUUCACCUUUUUCUUGAAAGCAAAACAGGAAAUGUCUUAAUUAUAUGAACAACUGUGGCUGCGUAGCCUUUAAACAAAAUGUAUCACAAAUGUAUGCUGUACAUAUGUUUUUGUUUGUUUCCUUCAUUUGUUUGUUUCAAUUGUUAGUUUUGUUUGUUCAUAUGUAUUUUUGUUUGUUCAUUUGGUUUACUUCAUCCGUUUGUUUGGUUUAAUUUUUUAUUUGUUUUGUUUGUGGUUUCAUUUGUCUGUUGAUUUUGUUUGGCUCAUUUAUUUGUUUCGUUUGAUUUGUUAGUUUCACUUUGUUUUGUUUAAUUUUUGUUUUACUUGUUUGUUGUUCUUCUAAUGUUUACAAAAUAAAAUAUGACAGCAGGAAUUAA
This is a messenger RNA of Danio aesculapii, 2537 nucleotides long. It is a transcript of the gene nox1, whose product is annotated as NADPH oxidase 1. Gene Ontology annotation, cellular component: NADPH oxidase complex; plasma membrane. Bases 129 to 1823 code for a protein of 564 amino acids. The record is from RefSeq and is a predicted model, not a curated record. The transcript has 13 exons. Gene Ontology annotation, molecular function: superoxide-generating NAD(P)H oxidase activity. Gene Ontology annotation, biological process: defense response; superoxide anion generation. NCBI's taxonomy places the organism in Eukaryota, Metazoa, Chordata, Actinopteri, Cypriniformes, Danionidae.